AUGGCAGUUGCGAGAGAGAAAUUUAGCCAUGACACCAAGAAGAGCAAGACAUCCACAGAUGCAGAAGCCGUAUUUUUCGCCUGGGUCGGUGCGAGGAGAUCCUGUACAGGGCAGAGGAAUGCUGCGGGGCAGCCGAAGCAAACUCUUGAGCGGCCGGGAUUUGGGGAAGGGACGCGCAGGGUAUUAACAGGCGUGCUAGGCGAGGCUGCGGUCCGCAGGGACAGAGAGCAUCCCGGCAGGCAAAGGCAGCGAGCAGUACUGGCGGGAGGGAGCGCUAAAGCCGGCAGCACGCCUGGAAUGGCUGCGAGGGGAAGGAAGGGGCUGUUCAGGCUGGAGCAGCCAGCUCGGAGGAGCCUGGGCAGCGCGGGGAAGAACACGCAGGGCAGCAGGAACGGGAGCCUCUCACCAGGCGGGAAGUCGAGGGAAGCCGGGACCUGCCCGAUCUCUGCCACACACCGACCGCCGCUAUCGCCCGCCCGCACGUACCUGCCCUGCCGCCCGGCACUGGCGAGGCGAGGCGAGGCGAGGCACGGCACGGCUUGGAACAGCUUGGCACGGCUUGGCUUGGCUUGGCUUGUCUCGGCACCGCCCCGCACCCGGGCGCGGCCACCCCACUGCCACUCCCAGCAUGGCACUUCAAGGCAGAAAGCGGCUGCUCUUGGGGAGUCUUCAGAUCAUCCUAACAGCAUGUCUAAAUCAUCAGCAGCUUCAGCUGAGGUUUUACUGAUUAGCAGUGAUUCAGAAACCGAUGCCUCUGCUUCUUACCCUGAGUGCUCCAUUGCACCUUCAAAGCAGAAAAGGAGAUCUCAAUCUUCAAGGCAACAAGCUGAAUCUGUUACAGGAGUACCUGGCAAUGAAAGCUCCUCAGAUUCUUCUCUGUCUCCCCAAAGUCCAGCGAAAUCAUUGGAAGGUUCCAAGCAGCAGAAGUCAAAACUCAAUUUGAAGGCCAUUUUUGCAUAUCACUUCAGAGGAAGGAAGUUCAAAGCCGCUGCACACCGAAAAUACAAAAUUCACUCAAAGAAGAAAAAGAAAAAGUAUGAGAGCACACAGAUGCCCACAGGGAGGCCCCCACUGACAGCCUCGCCUCAGGAACAAAAAAGGAGGCUUUUGGACAGAGGUUUUCAAUUCCCUUUUGUUGAAGAACAUUAUGGGAAGAAACAUAUUCCCUUAAAGAUGGUUCUUGGCUAUGAGCAAGCAGCUGCAAAGGGAUUUUUCAAAUAUAUUGAAGUGCUUAAAUAUGAGGAGCAUCUUAAAAAAGCUUUAAAAGCCCUUCAGGCCAGUGAUGACUUAGAAAAAGAGUGUGUGGUGUUACGGAAACACAAAUACUUAGAUGACGAAGGCCCCAUUUCCCCUAUUCAGGAGACAGAUGAUGAUGAGGACAACUUGAAUUCUGAUACUCAGGAACAACUUGAUGCCAGAGUAGUGGAGAACAGCUCUUUCAUUCUAAGUAGCACAAUUCCCAGUAAAAAAAAGUCAAAGCCAGGAGGAAAACGUGCAAAACCACCUGAAGUGAUUGAAAUAGUGGAUGAAGAAGAUGGUGCUGAAGACAACUCGGUGCCUCUGCAAGGCUCACCUCGGUGAAAAGCAGAUGAACAAAUGAGGUGGCAGUGGUUGUUCUUCAAAUGCCUCUUUCAUGAACCUCUUUGGUUUAAAACAUUGGUCUGGAGUCAGUUUUGAGCUCUCCACACAGCUGCCUUGGCACGUUUGCCUUACUUUUAUGUUGCUUUUGGAAGAUGAAAUACUUCUUGGUUUUCUUGCUGCACAAGGUAGAGAACUGCACUAGGAAGCACAUCGGGUUGUUUGAGGAGGGUAUGUGAGAUUCUGGACUCCUCACCACAAUUACCUCGGUUCAAGCUACCUGUCUCUAGAACUGGAAGCGUUGGUAACUGUCAGUUUCCUCUACUGCUAACAGGCUGUUUGCUGACCUUCUGAUUCAGGAAUCCAUUACUUGGGUGGACAUCUGUGCAACAUGGUGUAGCAAAAGAGGGGCAUUCCUGUGAUGUGUGGAACAGAUUGGAAAACCUCUACACAAGUGAAGUGCACCUGAAGUCCAGUCUGAACUAGCAUCUUGGUCCUUAGAGAAAGUCAAGGAAGAAAUACAGGAUGCCAUUUCACAGAAGUCUGAAGCUGAUUUGAGGGUGCCUGAUGAUACAGAACAGAGUGAAAUGCCCUGAGUUAAAAAAAUGGAAGCAACCUGUUUGACAGUUCCUAGGGACUGCUGCCAAGUUGCUGUGUGUCAGAGGGGGAUGAGAAACACCACGUGGGAGCUACAAAAAUCCUGGUGAUGUUGCUUGCUGCAAGCCUGCUGCAAAGAACUGCACAGCUGUUCCAAAUGAAGAACCUUCUCUAGAGUGUUCAUUGUAGUUUUUUUGGAAUUAAACAUUCAUUUUAAUGGUAGUACAUGUUGUGAUUUGCCCUCCUGGAAGCUGUGGUGAAAGUGCCUGUUGAGUGUUGUAGAAGCCCCAGCUAAACUGAGAGUAUAGAGGUGACUGGAAGUGGCUUUAUCAGGUCUUUUCCCUCACUUCCCCAUCACUGAACUCACCUGUAACAAAACCCUCCUUAUUCUGUACAGAAUAUCACAGCAUUUAUAUAAAACUGGGGGCUCUGUAUUGCA
Molecule: messenger RNA, 2614 nt
Organism: Cyanistes caeruleus (blue tit)
Lineage: Eukaryota; Metazoa; Chordata; Aves; Passeriformes; Paridae
Source: RefSeq, a predicted model, not a curated record